AUGCUGAGGUCCUCGUCACGCUUGGGAAGGUCCAGACCCUCUGGGAGCUUGGGGAGACCAGUAGGCUUGGGAAGGCCGGUGGGGAGGUGGAAUGGGAGGUCUGUUGGGAGACCUGUUGGCAGCUUGAAUGGCAGGUCCGAAGGAAUGGGGAAGGGAACAUCAGUUGGGAUACUGAGGUCCUCGUCGCGCUUCAAGGGAAGACCGGUUGGAAGAGGGAAUGGCAGGUCGCUUGGGAGACCGGUUGGCAGCUUGAAUGGCAGGUCCGAAGGAAUGGGGAAGGGAAGAUCAGUUGGGAUACUGAGGUCCUCAUCGCGCUUCAAGGGCAAGCCUGUAGGCAGGCUGAAUGGCAGGUCAGAUGGGAGACCUGUAGGCAGCUUGAAAGGCAAGUCUGUGGGAAUCGGGAAAGGCAGAUCAAGGCUGCGCUUAUCGUUCUCAGACUCAGCAGGGUCUGAGUGCUUGGGGAGGUCGGUGGGAGGUGGAGGAGGAGGUCCAUCAGGGACACCUGUUGGCUCCUCGCGCUUCUCAUUGCCACUGGGAGGAGUGAUGGUGUAG
This is a messenger RNA of Penicillium salamii, 552 nucleotides long. The record is from the annotation of a GenBank genome assembly. NCBI's taxonomy places the organism in Eukaryota, Fungi, Ascomycota, Eurotiomycetes, Eurotiales, Aspergillaceae.